Molecule: messenger RNA, 5118 nt
Organism: Tachyglossus aculeatus (Australian echidna)
Lineage: Eukaryota; Metazoa; Chordata; Mammalia; Monotremata; Tachyglossidae
Product: scavenger receptor cysteine-rich type 1 protein M130-like
Exons: 24
Coding region: 1-4998 (1665 amino acids)
Cellular component (GO): membrane
Source: RefSeq, a predicted model, not a curated record
AUGGCGGUGAAGGAGGAUGAAAAGCACAUCCACCCCACCCUGAGGCACAGGAUCCCUGAAAGUGCCACCAGGGAGACCCAGGGCGAGCCUGGAACUUAUUUCAUGAGAGACCCAUGCCUAUGGUCCCUCAGUGUGUGCGCAGACAGGCUGGGUGGAGGUUUCGGGGUUGGGAUGGCUAUGGGGUCACGAUCCUCUGCUCGGGGCUUCGGUGUCCUUGUCAUCAGUCUCCUGGUCAUGAACGUCCUGCUUUUUGUUCCAGGAGCGGUGGCUGACGAGCUGAGGUUGGCGGAUGGAGAGAGCCCGUGUGAAGGGCGUGUGGAGGUGGAACAUGAAGGACAGUGGGGGACAGUGUGCGAUAUUUGGUGGGACUUGAAUGAAGCGGCUGUGGUAUGCAGACAGCUGGGUUGUGGGCCAGCGGUCAGUGCCCCUACUAGGGCCAAAUAUGGACCAGGGUCUGGGCGCGUUUGGAUGGAUGGUCUGGUCUGUCGUGGGACAGAGGAAGCUCUCUGGAAUUGCUAUCCCCAUAUGUGGAGACAGUAUAAUUUCUGUAACCACACACAGGAUGCCGGAGUGCAGUGCUCAGGGCCUCCACAGCUCCGCCUGGCGGACGGAGGCGGGCGCUGCGCCGGCCGCGUGGAGAUCUUCCUCGACGGGAGCUGGGGCAGCGUAUGCGACGACUCUUGGGACGUGAGGGACGCCCAGGUGGUGUGCCGCCAGUUGGGCUGCGGGGUGGCCCUGAGCGCCCCCGGGGCCGCCCGGUUCGGGCCGGGGGCCGGGCCCAUCUGGCUGGACGAGCUGCGCUGCUCCGGGAACGAGUCGCACCUGUGGCAGUGCCCGUCCGGGGGCUGGGGCCGCCACGACUGCGGGCACAAGGAGGACGCGGGAGUGCAGUGCUCAGAGUUCCUGGACCUCAGGCUGGUCAGCGACACCUGGACCUGUGCCGGGCGUCUGGAGGUUUUCUACAACGGGACAUGGGGUGGUGUAUGCAGCAACUCCAUGCAGGAUGUCACCGUGUCCGUGAUCUGCCGGCAGCUGGGCUGUGGGGACAGCGGAACGCUAGAGUCUCCUGGCACCUAUGGGAAAGGGUCUGGGCCUUGGUGGGUCGACAAUGUCAAUUGCCGACCCGGUGACCCCACCCUUUGGGAGUGCCCGUCCGAUCCCUGGAGCGAGAGCUCCUGCUCUCAGGAAGAGGAAGCCCAAAUCAAGUGUGCAGAAGAGAAGAAAAUGCAGUGCCCAGGAUCUGCCGCGUGCUCUGAGCGACACAAGAUCCGUUUGGUAGGGGGGGAGAACAAUUGCUCGGGACGUGUGGAAGUGUGGCACAAUGGCACCUGGGGCACAGUGUGCGAUGACUCCUGGGACCUGGCGAAUGCGGAGGUGGUGUGCCGGCAGCUGGACUGUGGCUCGGCCGUGGCCGCCCUUGGGGAGGCCGCGUAUGGUCCGGGCACUGGGCCCAUCUGGCUGGAUGAGGUGGCAUGCAGGGGCCGAGAGGACUCGCUGUGGGACUGCCCUGCAGAGCCGAGGGGGCACAGUGACUGUCAACACAAGGAGGAUGCGGCCGUGAAGUGCUCUGGGCCUCCACAGCUCCGCCUGGCGGACGGAGGCGGGCCCUGCGCCGGCCGCGUGGAGAUCUUCCUCGACGGGAGCUGGGGCAGCGUAUGCGACGACUCUUGGGACGUGAGGGACGCCCAGGUGGUGUGCCGCCAGCUGGGCUGCGGGGUGGCCCUGAGCGCCCCCGGGGCCGCCCAUUUCGGGCCGGGGGCCGGGCCCAUCUGGCUGGACGAGCUGCGCUGCUCCGGGAACGAGUCGCACCUGUGGCAGUGCCCGUCCAGGGGUUGGGGCCAACACGACUGCGGGCACGAGAAGGACGCGGGAGCGCAGUGCUCAGAGUUCCUGGACCUCAGGCUGGUCAGCGACACCUGGGCCUGUGCCGGGCGGCUGGAGAUUUUCUACAAUGGGAUAUGGGGGGGCGUGUGCGGCAACUCCAUGAAGGAUGUCACGGUGGCCGUGAUUUGCCGGCAGCUAGGCUGUGGGGACAGUGGGACGAUAGAGUCCCCUGGCACCUAUGGGAAAGGGUCCGGGCCAUGGUGGGUUAACAAUAUCAAAUGCCGACCCAGUGACCCCUCCCUCUGGGAGUGCCCGUCUGAUCCCUGGAGCGAGAUGUCCUGCUCUCAGGAAGAGGAAGCCCAAAUCAAAUGUGCAGUGGCUGACGAGCUGAGGCUGGUGGAUGGAGAGAGCCCAUGUGAGGGGCGCGUGGAGGUGGAACAUGAUGGACAGUGGGGGACGGUUUGCGAUGACGACUGGGGCAUGGACGAUGCAGCUGUAGUGUGCAGACAGCUGGGAUGUGGGUCUGCAGUCAGUGCCCUUGGUCAGGCCCAAUAUGGAGUGGGGUCUGGGAUCAUUUUGCUGGAUGAUAUGUCCUGCAAUGGUGAUGAGGCGGCUCUCUGGAACUGCAGUCAUGCCGAAUGGGGAAAGAGUGAUUGUGCUCACAGCGAGGAUGCCGGAGUGCGGUGUUCAGAUCACAGACAUUCCCGGCUGGUCGGGCGGACCCAGCUGUGCGCAGGAAGAGUAGAAGUGAUCCAUGGAGACACGUGGGGCUCAGUCUGCGACUCCCACUUCCCUCCGGAGGCCGCCGCCGUCCUGUGCCGGGAGCUGCAGUGCGGGGUGGCCGUCUCCGUCCUCGGGGGAGCCCAAUUUGGAGAGGGCGAAGGGCCAGUCUGGGAUGAAGACUUCCGGUGUGUAGGGAACGAGUCCCUUCUAUUUCACUGCUCUAGAGGGUCCCGUCCAAAGGGGACAUGCGACCACAGCAGGAACGUCGGAGUCGUCUGCUCAAGGUUCACAGGGUUCAGGCUGGAGAACGGCAGCACCUGCUGUGAGGGCAGAGUGGAGCUCCAGGUGGUUGGAUCCUGGGGAAGCCUCUGUGCAGCCGGUUGGGACCUAGUAAAUGCCAACGUCCUGUGCCACCAACUCAGCUGUGGGGUUGCCCUAUCAACCCCUGGACGGACGGAAUUCGGCAAAGCAACCGGCACCGUGUGGAGGGAGAUGUUUCAUUGCUCGGGGUUGGAGACCAGUCUGAGGGAUUGUCCUGUGAUCGCCUUGGGGAUUCCUCUCUGUUCCCGUGAAAAUGUCGCCUCGGUGAUCUGCUCAGGAAACGGGACCUUCCCGUCGCCGCCGUCGCAGUGCAACGCGUCCACGUGGGAGCCGGCCGGGCCCGGGGGCCCGCAAGAGGGCGCUGCAGAGUGCACAGGGCCUCCACAGCUCCGCCUGGCGGACGGAGGCGGGCGCUGCGCCGGCCGCGUGGAGCUCUUCCUCGACGGCAGCUGGGGCAGCGUAUGCGACGACUCUUGGGACGUGAGGGACGCCCAGGUGGUGUGCCGCCAGCUGGGCUGCGGGGUGGCCCUGAGCGCCCCCGGGGCCGCCCGGUUCGGGCCGGGGGCCGGGCCCAUCUGGCUGGACGAGCUGCGCUGCUCCGGGAACGAGUCGCACCUGUGGCAGUGCCCGUCCGGGGGCUGGGGCCGCCACGACUGCGGGCACAAGGAGGACGCGGGAGUGCAGUGCUCAGAGUUCCUGGACCUCAGGCUGGUCAACGACACUUGGGCCUGUGCUGGGCGGCUGGAGGUUUUCCACAACGGGACAUGGGGGAGCGUUUGCAGCAACUCCAUGCAGGAUGUUACCGUGACCCUGAUCUGCCGGCAGCUGGGCUGUGGGGACAGCGGGACGAUAGAGACUCCUGGCACUUAUGGGGAGGCGUCCGGGCCCUGGUGGGUCGACCGUGUCCUGUGCCACACCCAUGACCCCUCUCUCUGGGAGUGCUCGUCUGAUCCCUGGAACGAGAAGUCCUGUCUCCCGGGAGAUGAAGCCCAGGUCACGUGUGAAGGUGACUCCGUCAAAAAUUGUCCAGGCUCUGGUCCCUGUACAGAGAGGGACAAGAUCCGCGUGGUUGGGGGUGAGACCAACUGCUCGGGACGCGUGGAGGUGUGGUACAACGGCACCUGGGGCACGGUGUGCGACGACUCCUGGGACCUGACGAAUGCGGAGGUGGUGUGCCGGCAGCUGGGCUGCGGCCCGGCCCUGGCCGCCCUAGGGGAGGCCGUGUACGGUCCAGGCGGUGGGCCCAUCUGGCUGGACGAGGUGGCGUGCAGGGGCCGAGAAACCUCGCUGUGGGACUGCCCCGCGGGGCCCAGGGGGCAAGGUGACUGCGGGCACAAGGAGGACGCGGCGGUGAAUUGCUCUGGGGACACACGUGUUCGGAGCCUGAGCGGGGCCAAACGUGGUUGCCCGAAACUGACAUUUGGCGGGAAGAGGGAAGGGAGUAAGGACUUUCCAGGCUGUUUGAGGAAUGCCUUUCUCUCCUCGACUCAGACCCUCCCCCUGUCUAUUGCAGGAGCCACAGGGACCAGUGCCACAUCUACCGCCGCCCCAGCCCCUCCACUCUCAAGUUUGAACGCCAGAACCCCUACGGUGGACACCUUCCCCAGGAUCCUGUGCAUCGUGCUGGGAGCCCUGCUCUUCCUCGUCCUGGCCAUUCUAGGGGCUCAGGUGAUGCAGCGGAGAGCCCAGCGUCAAGCUGCCACCGAACGCCAGGAUACUUUCUCCGAGGCCGUGUACCAGGAGCUCGAAUAUGCACUGAUGGGGCAGAAGGACGGGCUGAGCUUCCGAGGCUCCGGGUCCUGGGGCUCGCGUACUCAGCUGCCGUAUUACAAUGUGGACAGCGAGGAGGAGGAGGACAGAGCCAGAGACCCAGACACCAUGCCACCUGAAGCUCUGGCCGAUGGCUACGAUGACGCUGAAAUUCUCAACCCUACGCUAAGCGAUGUGGCUGUUCAGGACCGCUCAGGGAGGGCACUCGGGGCCGUGGAAUUCCAGUUAGGUCAGACUGUGCCAUCCCACGGGGGGUCCGACUACCCUGGGACAGAAGCAGGUGACCAGUCGUUGUCCUCCCAGGACCCGGGUUACGACGAUGCCGAACUCUGUCCAGAACAUCCCGGGGAGAGCAGUUGAGCCCGGAGACCAGCUCCUGUGAUUCUGACCCUGGUUGACCUUGUCUGUCUCCCCAUCCCAAGUGCAGGAGCCCCAACUGGUGUGGGGCUACGUUCUGAGCUGCUUCCAGGGAACUGCCUU